Messenger RNA from Cuscuta campestris, 1444 nucleotides. The record is from the annotation of a GenBank genome assembly. NCBI's taxonomy places the organism in Eukaryota, Viridiplantae, Streptophyta, Magnoliopsida, Solanales, Convolvulaceae.
AAGUCUCGGUGGAACCUCUUUUUUUUCUCCUACCGAUUGAGAGAUUUAUUUUUUUUUUUUGGAUUUUUUUGGGCAUCUGCUUGCCUUUUGCUUUUCUUCUCAAGAUCAACCGCCGAAGAGUUAACGGAGUAAGAGCCAAUAGUCACUCUCACGGCCACGCGCGCCACCGCCGCCGGCAAAUGAUGUCGGCGCUCAGCACCGUCUCCGCCAAUCUCCUCCCCUCACCCGUAAAAUCCUCCACCUCUGAUGCCCAGAAACACCGGACCUUUCCCUUCAAUUCCGCCCAGUCAACCGAUCGGGGUACUUCUUUGACCUCACUCAAGCUACCGAAAACCUCGUCCCUCCGGCGAAUAAAGUCCGUGGCCGAAGAAAGAGAGGUGGGCUCUGCGGAAUUCGUCGGAGGAGGCGAGGAGAAGGCCCACGGAGAGGCGAAAUCGGAGCCGGCCAAGAACCCCAUCGUGUCUAUUUUGUCCGACAGAGAUAGGUUUCUUAAUGCGGCUAUUGUUCUUGGCGCUGGUACUCUGGCCAUCACUAAGCUGCUUACAAUUGAUCAUGAUUAUUGGAAAGGAUGGACCCUUUAUGAAGUCUUGAGGUAUGCACCAGAGCAUAACUGGAUUGCUUAUGAAGAGGCUUUAAAAGCAAACCCUGUGUUAGCUAAAAUGGUUAUUAGUGGCAUUGUUUAUUCUCUGGGAGACUGGAUUGCUCAAUGUUAUGAAGGGAAACCUCUUCUUGAUUUUGACCGGACACGCAUGUUCAGGUCUGGCCUUGUCGGAUUCUUACUUCACGGAUCUCUAUCCCACUACUAUUACCAAUUCUGUGAGGCUCUCUUCCCAUUCAACACUUGGUGGGUGGUCCCCGCCAAAGUUGCUUUCGACCAAACCAUCUGGGCCUCGCUCUGGAACAGCAUCUACUAUCUGGUUCUGGGCUUCUUGCGCUUUGAAUCCCCUGGCACUAUCUUCAGCGAGCUCCAAUCCACAUACUGGCCCAUGCUCACGGCAGGAUGGAAGCUUUGGCCAUUUGCUCAUCUGAUCACUUAUGGUGUGAUCCCGGUCGAGCAAAGGCUCCUAUGGGUAGACUGUGUGGAACUGGUAUGGGUCACUAUACUCUCGACUUAUUCCAAUGAGAAAUCCGAGGCUCGUGUUUCUGAAGAUUCAUAAGAGGCCAAUAGUACUUACUACAUACAUACCAAACUGAUACCUAGCUAUAAACCAUAGCUUAGUAUAAUCUUUGUUGUUGUAUCCUUGUGUAGCUUUCUUCUAUUUCUCUCUUAGCUGAGGCUUGUUUUCUUGUUUAGUUUCUUGAAAGGUUCAUUGAUGUACUUGUAAUACUUAAAGAUUUAUUUGGAAUAAUACUAAAAUAAUAAAAUUCGUUAAAAAGCUGUCCAUUUUUUUUGUUGUCUAUUUUUUAGUGCUAUGUAUUUGGUAAAUAAAUUAUGAUAGAUUAU